Messenger RNA from Sarcophilus harrisii (Tasmanian devil), 1000 nucleotides. RefSeq names its product cytochrome c oxidase assembly factor 3 homolog, mitochondrial. Bases 88 to 405 code for a protein of 105 amino acids. Gene Ontology annotation, cellular component: mitochondrial inner membrane. The transcript has 2 exons. The record is from RefSeq and is a predicted model, not a curated record. NCBI's taxonomy places the organism in Eukaryota, Metazoa, Chordata, Mammalia, Dasyuromorphia, Dasyuridae. Gene Ontology annotation, biological process: mitochondrial respiratory chain complex IV assembly.
CCUCAGCGGCGACGACGACCAAGGGGCUACCGUCCUUUCCGGCGUGCGCCGUGGUUCUGACCCGCUCUGGAGUAGGUGAGGAACGAGAUGGCUGAUACCGGUGCUGGCGGAGCAGCGGGAUCAGAGGCGGGGAAAGCCCCCGUAGCGCAGCGCAUUGACCCGGCGCGAGACAAACUGAGCCCGGCCCAGCUGCACUUUAUGAGGCAGGUGGAGCUCUCCCAGUGGCAGAAAACGCUUCCGCAGCGGCGAGGUCGCAACAUUCUGACCGGACUGAGCAUCGGGGCCCUCGUGUUGGCCAUUUAUGGCUAUACAUUCUACUCAGUGUCCCAGGAGCGGUUCCUGGAUGACUUGGAAGACCAGGCCAAAGCUGCUAGAGUGAAAGCUCCUGGGACCAAUAGCCCCUAAACCCAAUGAGUGCUCAGACUCUCCACUCUGGAUGGAAGGUCUUCAAAAUGAGAAUGGGAUGUUUCCACCUCCUCUCCUUUCUCUCCCCUACAAGAAAAAGACUCCCACUUGGGAUAAGGAGUGUUUGGGCCAGCCUGACUUUGGGAUGUGCUUUGGUUAUGGAGUUCCACCCUGCUUUGGGAAUUGUGUAUCCAGCCAGUUUGAUAGGAACACCUAUUCCUUCUCUCUCCCCUUCUUUCCAAAUUGAGCUAUUGUUAAAAUAGAAAGGAGGCGCGGCUUAAGUCACCUCCAGCUUUUUCAUGUCUUCAUAGUUUCUUUCUGCCUAAGAUUUAAAGCUAUUGUUGGGGGAAGAGGGGAAGAUAAGAAAAAUACCUCUUUUCUUUGUUGAAACCUGGCAAUGAUGAUCAAGGACUGAUUCACAAUAAAGUGAAUCAUCCUUCUUGUUCUAGAGCUCUGUGAAUUUAUAGGGGGGGAAGAACAGAAAGGUUUACCAAUUGUGGCAAUUGUGUUGCCCUAAGGAAAUGUGAAUGUUUAACUAGAAUGGCUUUUCCUGCGAUCUUUCUACCGGAUUAGUAGGUAAAAAUCAUGGAAAUCA